UCCGGUUCAUGCUACUUCCAAGCAGCUGAUUACCCAAACAAGUCAUGGCGGAGAAGGGAGCUGAUGGAUCCGCGAAACCUGCCCCGGCGACGGAGCAGCAGCUCCUCCGCCGCCGACAGGAGCUCGACUACUGGAAGAAAAACGCAGCGCGGCUGCGCGGCCGGAACCUGCUGACCGGCCUGUCCAUCGGGGGGUUUGUGGUCGGCAUGUUUAGCUACACCAUCCUGUCCGUCAAACAGGAGAGAAUCGUGGAGGAGCUUGAUGAUGAAGUCAAGAUCCACAUCCACAGCGGGCCAAGGACGGGGGCCAACUCCUGAUGACACUGACCACGAACCGUGCUGGACUCGCUGCCGGGCCUCUGUGUGGCUUCCGUGGGCCAUGUGGUGACAUCACGCCGGCUGUGAUAUAUCAUAUGGCAUAUCCUCGUGCUAAGAGGGAAAUGUUGCCCAUUUUUAUCCUGAUCUGUCGCCGGUAACCUGAAGAGGUUCAUUUGCAAAUACCAAGCACAAUGCAACAAUACCAAACCGGUUGAAAACUGGCAAAGUCUCUGUUUAAAGACAUUACAUAAGGACAUUACAGAUGUUUUCUUUGCUGCUUUUCCGUUUUAAAAAGGCAUACAAAACUAUUGUUGAAUUGUGAACUAAUGUCUGCUUUAAUAUAAACCUACUUUAAAUAAAGUGUAGCCUCGGCACAAUGAGGGGGGGGAACCUUUUUGCAGAUCCAUCAUUUCUAAAUAAAUUCCGAUUUUUUUUCUAAAACA
Molecule: messenger RNA, 760 nt
Organism: Cyclopterus lumpus (lumpfish)
Lineage: Eukaryota; Metazoa; Chordata; Actinopteri; Perciformes; Cyclopteridae
Product: cytochrome c oxidase assembly factor 3 homolog, mitochondrial
Exons: 2
Coding region: 45-317 (90 amino acids)
Biological process (GO): mitochondrial respiratory chain complex IV assembly
Cellular component (GO): mitochondrial inner membrane
Source: RefSeq, a predicted model, not a curated record